Messenger RNA from Mangifera indica (mango), 1371 nucleotides. Its product is annotated as aspartic proteinase CDR1. Gene Ontology annotation, cellular component: extracellular region. Lineage: Eukaryota; Viridiplantae; Streptophyta; Magnoliopsida; Sapindales; Anacardiaceae. The transcript has a single exon. The coding region runs from base 1 to 1371 and encodes 456 amino acids. The record is from RefSeq and is a predicted model, not a curated record.
AUGGCCGCCAUUCCUUUCAGUCUCAUUCCUCCUCUCAUCUUCUUCACCUUCACAACCAUCACCUUCACUGCUUCACCAAAACGGGUCGUUAUCGAACUCAUUCAUAGAGACUCAAUCCACUCUCCGUUUCACAAUCACAAGCAGAGCCUCUCAAACAAAGCUCAACAAGCCAUAAAUACUUCCUUUGCUCGCCUCGCUUACUUACAAUCCAAAACCAGAUCAUCAUCUUCUUCAACCUCUGAAGAAGAAGAAGAUUACCAAGCUGAUGUUUUUCCCAGCAUUGACUCGUCGUUAUUCUACUUAAAUUUCUCCAUCGGCCGCCCUCCCAUCCCACAGUUCACCGUCAUGGACACCGGCAGCAGCCUGCUAUGGAUCCAAUGUCAGCCUUGCAUAAACUGUUUCAAACAAUUUGGCCCCAUUUUCAACCCUGCAAAAUCUUCCACCUUUAAUAAUGUAUCAUGCUUGUCGCCUUAUUGCCGCUUCUCGCCAGGCACCAGGAAUAAGAGCUGUGAUAAGGCUAACUCUUAUAGCAAAUGUAUGUACAAUCAAACGUACGUUCAUGGUCCUUCCUCUUCCGGCGUCCUCGCCACCGAUGAAAUCGUCUUCAAAACGUCCGAUGAGGGCACAACAACCGUUCCGGAAGUGAUAUUCGGCUGCGGCCAUGACAACGGAAAGUUGAACGACCGUCAACUCAGUGGAGUUUUCGGCCUCGGCCUUGGCCAUUUAUCCCUCGUCUCUCAACUGGGUCGUAGCUUCUCUUACUGCAUAGGCAACUUAUACGAUCCUUUCUACCACCACAAUAAGCUCGUCCUGGGAUACGGUGCGAGAAUCGAAGGCGAUUCGACGCCUCUCGAAGUCAUCAACGGCCGUUACUAUGUAACCCUAAAAUCCAUAAGCGUAGGAGAAAAACAACUCGACCUUGAUGUGAAUAUAUUCAAAAGAAGAACGUGGAGCAACGAUGGAGUGAUAAUCGAUACGGGGUCGCCGGCGACAUGGCUGAUAAAAGAAGGGUUUGAAGCUCUGAGGGAUGAAGUGCAGAGUCUGCUGGACAUGUGGCUAAACCGUUAUUGGUACAGUUCGUGGAGUUUGUGCUACGAGGGGUCGGCGAGGGAGGACCUGGUGGGGUUUCCGGUGGUGAGGUUUGAAUUUGAAGAUGGGGCGGAGCUGGUUUUGGAUAGGGAGAGCUUGUUUCUUCAGGCGUGGCCGAAUGUUUUCUGCAUGGCUGUGUUUCCAAGCUUUGUUAAUGGCGAUGCCUACACCAGACUAUCGCUCAUUGGGAUGAUGGCGCAGCAGAAUUAUAAUGUGGCGUAUGAUAUUGAUGGGAGGAAGCUGAGUUUCGAAAGGAUUGAUUGUGCACUUCUUGAUGAUUAA